This is a messenger RNA of Fragaria vesca subsp. vesca, 1150 nucleotides long. Its product is annotated as F-box protein At4g22390-like. Lineage: Eukaryota; Viridiplantae; Streptophyta; Magnoliopsida; Rosales; Rosaceae. The transcript has 3 exons. The coding region runs from base 40 to 954 and encodes 304 amino acids. The record is from RefSeq and is a predicted model, not a curated record.
CCUCCCUCAGUCUCCCACUCUCAAGACUCCUCUUUCAGGAUGUGUGACGACGAGUGCUAUGAAGUAGCUAUCAAGGAAGCAGUCAUGAAUGCUUUUCGUGUUGUGGGUACUUGUAAUGGGCUGGUUUUGCUGGCUGAUGAUUUGGAGGAUUACGGUUACACCUUUGUUGUAUGGAACCCUAGUAUAAGAAGGUAUGUGACCCUUCCCAAGUCCACUAUGAGGUUUUCGAGGCAAGGUACGUAUGUUGGUCCGGUUGGUCUGGGUUAUGAUGCUGUUGGUAAUGACUAUAAGGUUGUGAGACUUACCACCCUUUUUAAGAAAGAGAAUCCUUGUCGGCCUGAUAUUUGGCCCACUUCAGUUGAGGUUUAUUCACUCGCCAAGGGCAUUUGGAGCACGGUCAGUCCUCCUCAAUGUAUUGUUCUUCAUUACUCCGCUGCUCAGGUUUUCGUCAAUGGGGCACUUCACUGGAUGGCUAAGCAUUGCCAUUGGAUAGAUGAGAUGGUACAUAUAGACUCUUUCAUUUUGACAUUUGAUGUGGCUGCUGAGUCAUUUGGAGAGAUAAUGUUGCCCAAGGGCUUCGAAUCAGAGGAGGCACAGUUGUCUACGUUGUCUGAUUCUGGAGAUAGAAAUUCUAUUGCUCUGUUUGUGAGGAAUGAGGUUCCGGGUGCUUUUGGUCUUGAAUAUUGGGUAAUGAAAGAGUACAGUGAGGAGAAAUCAUGGACAAAGUUGAUGGUUUUUGGUCCACAUGAUCGGUGGAUAAAUGUACCCAGGGUAUUGUGUUUUAGGAGGAGUGGUGAAGUGAUGUUGUUACUUAAGGAUGGCCAUACAGUUUCACUUGACAUUGUGAGCGAAGAAUUUAAACAUCUAGGGAUGUAUGGAGGGGACCUUAGCUCUGUUCACUCUUAUGAAGAGAGCCUUGUCUUGCUUGAAAGGAAAGAUGUUGUUUCUUACUGAGGCAAUGAACCAAGUAAGGUCAGACAUUGGGACACAUGACUUUCAAGACUGUUUUUUGUAGCUGUGAAGUGUGAGAAUCUGAUGCAUGGGUUUGCAAUUUCAGUCACUCCAUCUACCGACUGAACUUUUGAAGUGCAUCUAUAUAGGAUAUGUAGUCCCAUCUAGUAUGGGUAUGUAAUCCUAACAUGACUCGCUU